AUAAUGGAUCGGGUCAACGAGUCAGAUCUAACUCUUGACAUAUCGGUGUGUCGGAUUGGGUUCCAAUUAAGCAUGCGCUACAAGUCAAAUUACUUCGACCCAACUUUGUUCUCAAUCUAAUCAGGUUCAUUAUGGCUCGAGUCCGGCUCACAUUGCAACCGACUUCCAGCCGAUUGUAGCCGUCAGAUGUGGGGUGUUGCCCUGUUCUUGCUUCCUAACGAUCGUGACCGUCGAUUUUGUCCAAUCAGAAAUUGACGGUUGCAAUCAUCUGGAAGAAUGGACAUGACACCUAUUUACCACAAAGCCACCCUCAUCCGUCGGCUCCGCCAUCAGUCCAUUGCAACCUCGUGUCUCCUCUCCCGCCAUGGUGGCCAUCCCCGCCUUCUCCCUUUGUUCCCCUCUUCCCCUCUCCCCCAGGCCUAGAAGAGCACCAAUCGCGCCCCGUCGGCCGACGGCCCUCGCCAACACCUUGGAGGCUGAGCGCGGCGUCCAGUUCGAGACGGGCGACUCCUUCUUCCGCCGUGAGAGCGCCGUCGGCCGCGACCUCGGCGUCCUCUCUGCCGCCCUCCAUAGGCGCUCUCUCCCUCCUGGCGGCGGCCUCCGUGUCCUCGACGCCAUGUGCGGCUGCGGCGUCCGCUCCCUCCGCUACCUCGCCCAGGCCGGUGCCGCCUUCGUCUGGGCCAACGACGCCUCCGAGGGCUGCCGCCCCCUCAUCCUCUCCAACCUCUCCGGCCACCCCCGGGUCUCGCCCCAGGGCGACCGCAGCUGGGUCGUCACCCACCUCGACGCCAACAGGGUGCUCGCGGAGAACUACCUCCGCAAGGAGUUCUUCGAUCUCGUGGACGUCGAUUGCUUCGGGAGCGACUCCUCCUUCAUGAGACUGGCAAUUGCCACUAUCAGGAAGGGAGGAUUGCUGUACGUCACCUCCACCGAUGGGUAUUCGUCGGGAGGGCAUCGCCCUCAUUGUUCUUUGGCUUCAUACGGAGCAUAUGUUCGCCCAAUGCCAUUUUCGAAUGAGGUUGGUUUACGGAUGCUUAUAGGUGGUGCUUUACGGGAAGCAGCUGCUUUGGGCUAUCAUAUAUCACCACUUUUCUCUUUUUAUUCAUAUCAUGGACCUGUAUUCCGAGUAAUGUUGCAAGUGGAUCGCGGACAGCUCCAUGAAAAAAGCCGAUAUGGUUUCUUAAGCUACUGCCAUGGUUGCGGAAAUUCUCAAACAUUUUCUUGGGAAGAACUUGGCCAAAUUUCAUGUGCAUGCAGAAAAGGCGAGAUUUCCAAAUCUGUUGUUGUCUCAGGCCCUCUCUGGACUGGUCCUCUCCAUGAUGUAACUCAUGUGACUGACAUGUUACAAUUAGCUACGGAGUGGGGAUGGGCAUGCACUAACCGGAACAAGGUUGAUUUGGAGAAACUUCUAAACCAAAUGAUAGAGGAAGGGGACCCUCGACUACCUCCUGGAUACAUCAAACUUGACGAGAUUGCUAGCCGAGGGAAAAUGAAUUCUCCUCCUCUUAGUACCCUGAUUAACACACUACAAGAGGUAUGUGACUUAGUCCAGUCGUGCAAUUUAUAUAGUUCAAUUAUCGUGGUUGGGGAGAUAAACUCACUUCCUUUUUGCACUCAAUAUCCCCUGGUGGUUUCACUACUUCACCUGCCUGCUUUUCUCAGCUUAUCAGGCUUUGACAAUAUGUUUUGUCUGUGGGUCUGUGAACAACGCUUGUUUUGUUUUGGGUUUGAGUUUUAUAAAACUGUUUGAUGUUCCACGUUUUCGUUCAGGUUGUUCUUCUCACUCAUGAUAGUUUUCCUAAUCUUGAAUGUUGGAUAAGCAGGAAGGUUAUGUGGCUUCGAGGUCCCAUAUCGCGCCCAAUGCAAUCAAGACGAAUUGCCCGAUCACUGAAUGUAUUCAGUUUGCUUGCAGACUUCGAUGCAGCACGAGCAACAGAAGGUAGACUAAUUUGCUGCUGGAAAGUGGAGACCACCCCAUUCUGAGCAGUCUCAAACAAUUCGAUACAUUUUUUAUGCCAGGCCUCAUACAACAAAAUGGAUCAUGUAAUGCAUUGAAUCUCUCCUGAAAGGUGUAUCUGUUUUAAAGAGCCAAAGAUUUGUCAUUGCCAACA
Messenger RNA from Musa acuminata AAA Group (dessert banana), 2111 nucleotides. Its product is annotated as tRNA (guanine(26)-N(2))-dimethyltransferase-like. Gene Ontology annotation, molecular function: RNA binding; tRNA (guanine(10)-N2)-methyltransferase activity. The transcript has 5 exons. The record is from RefSeq and is a predicted model, not a curated record. Bases 365 to 1750 code for a protein of 461 amino acids. Gene Ontology annotation, cellular component: nucleus. Lineage: Eukaryota; Viridiplantae; Streptophyta; Magnoliopsida; Zingiberales; Musaceae. Gene Ontology annotation, biological process: tRNA N2-guanine methylation.